UCCAAAGACUGACAGUGCAGGAGGUUCAAAGACUGACACUAUAGAAAAUCCAAAGACUGACAGUGCAGGAGGUUCAAAGACUGACACUAAAGAAAAUUCAAAGACUGACAGUGCAGGAGGUUCAAAGAUUAACAGCGCAGGAGGUUCAAAGACUGACACUAUAGAAAAUUCAAAGACUGACAAUACAGGAGGUUCAAAGACUAACAGUGCAGGAGGUUCAAAGACUAACAGUGCAGGAGGUUCAAAGACUGACAGUGGAGAAGGUUUAAAGACUGACAGUGCAGGAGGUUCAAAGACUGACAGUGGAGAAGGUUCAAAGAUUGACGGCAUAGGAGGUUCAAAGACUGACAAUGCAGGAGGUUCAAAGACCAGCAGCACCAAUGGUUCAAAACCUACCAGUGCACAAGAUCCUAAGAGUAACAGCACUGAAGGCUCAAGAGCUACUAGCGCAAGAGGCUCAAAGACCAACAGCACAGAAGGUUCAGAUACCAAGGAGCCUGGAGACAGAGCAACUAUGGAUACCAAUGACUCUAAUACCAUCAGUGGUGGAGAUACUAAUAUCAAGGAUACUGGAGGUCAAACAGUGAAGGUUACUGCUGGAGAUUCAGUAGCUGCGGAUGCUGUAUUUUCAACUAAUGCAUAUGGAGACAAAAUAACCAAAGAAACUAAGGCUAAAGGCGAUGGCUAUUCAAAAAAAGGUAAAACAAAAGAUUCUGGGAAGCCCGAAUCUAGAGAAUUAGGGGUGAAAGGUAGUGGGGAACCAAUCGUCCAUGGUGUAGGAGGCGAUUCUCAUCAGAAGAUGACUGAAACAGAGACCCCGAGUGACGAUGCUAACACCCAGAAGGGGAUGCUGGAGAAGGAUGCAGAAAAGAUCGAGGUCAAAGUACCUGACAAAUCUUCUAAAACAGACGGCGAUGUUGCACCGGUUCAUACAAGCGGCGACACGGCAGAUAAGAAUCCAAAUAAAGAAGGCAACCCUGUUGAAAACAAAAGAAGUAAAUUCGGCGGGAUUUUUUCCUCUCAGUCAAAGAAGAACAGUGGAAAGCCCACAAAGUCUCCCAACAUAAUCAGGAGAAGUAUUGUUGCCCCUAAAUUCAUCAAGGAGAGAAUAAUCGGCAAAAGAAAGAUAAAAACUGUUGAACCACCUAAGCCGAACGACAAUGAAUCUAGCAACUCAAAUGACAAGAAAACGAAAGUUGACUCAGCAAAUGCUGAAGGAGGUGACAUUACUCCAGCCAAAUCUAAUGGGGCAGAUAACGUAGCAACUACCUCCCUUGCCUCAAAACCUUCCUCAUCUCUAGGGGCCUCUGUUGACACUUCAAAAGCUGUAGCAAAAGCGAAAAAAACAUUAAAGGAUAAGAAUCUGACCAAGAUGUCUACCAUCCCUUCCAAAUCUACCAUCAAAGAUGGUGCUGUCAGUGACAAAGGAUUUUCUGAAAGCUCAGGGCCCAAAAUUCCGUCAAAAAAGGGCAGCAGUGACUCCCCAAGAACAUUAUCAGAAGAGGAUGCAAAAAUUAUAGAGGAACUGAAAUCUUUAAGGACUGAAAUAUCAAAGCUUGACGGUUCAGAGGAAGACGAGGAUGGAAAUGAUGAUGACAGCAAUGAGAAAGGAGACGAAACCACAAAAGAAAAGGAAGGAGGGGGCGUUCAAAGAAGCAGAUCUCUCGUUGCAGUCACAGGUCAGACCACUCCGAGGCCAGAUUCAUCGUUGAGCCUGAAUAGUAAAUCUACGAAAGCGGGCGAAACGAACGGUGAUUCAUCAGAUUCAAAAAUUCAUUCACAAAAACACGAAUUAAAGAGUGACUCAGAAGCAACCAAUGAGGAGGCAGGAGAGCAAAGCGAAGAACAGACUAACCAAUCGGGCCCGAAAGAGCAGACUGCCUUAGACCAAUCAAUACCCGCGGAUGGGGAGAAAGGUAGCCCGGGAGCUGAGGAUAGUGGCGGGAAAGCCUCAACAGAGGGCAGUGGUGAGAAAUCGGCAGAGGGUCCUGCUGUGAGUGAACGCACAGAGAAGAACGAAGAAAGGGAGGGAAAGGAAGACACUUCUGAUGUAGAUAAAGGGAAAGAGGGUGACUCGGAUAAAGUUACCGAGAGUGAGAAAAAUCCCGAUCAAGUGAACGAAAGUGAUAAUAGCAAAGAAAAUAACGAUCAAAAGGAGGAAAGGCAUGAAAAUGUGAACGAAGAGGGAGCAGAAAAAUCAAGUGAAAAAACAAGUGAUCCUGAAAAAGUUAACGACGAAGGAAGUAGUGAUGAUAAGGAGAAAGACAGUGAAAAAGAUACUGAAAAAGUAGAGAAAGAUGACAAAAGCGCCGAUAAAGUUGAAUCGCAAGAGAAGGACUCCGAUAAAGUAAAGGAAGGGGAGACUAAGGAAGGAGGGGAGACCAAGGAAGGAGGGGAAACAGAAGUGAAAGACCAAAACAGUGAAAAGAAAGAGGGAAGUGAAACAGAAGAAAAAGAUAAAAAUACUGAUAAGAAAGAUGACUCACCUGACAAAGAAGGAGAAGAAAAAUCUGCUUCCCAGGAGAGUGAUGCUAAAUCACCGAACAGCAGAGGAGAUGCAAUCGUAGAGGCCUUGGAGGAAUCAGCGAGGUCAAACACAGGUGACCUCGCUGACCCAACUCUCGCCGAGAAAACAGACGAAACCGAGAUGCCGUUCCACCUGAAACCUCGGGGGCCUUCUAUGGCAUCCGUGGAGAGGCCUGAGAAUGUCAUCUCGACGGUGUCCAUGGCCGUGGCCAACAGCACUGCCCUUGGAGCAGGGACACGAACUGUGGGCCUGGGAGACCAGCUGACCGGAGGCAGGCCCUUCUUAGAUCGUUUCGACGCAUCUGACAGCCUAUGGCAGAAGAACCAUGGUCCCUUGGAAGUCAAGCCUCCAACUGAGUUGGGACCAAACAAAGCGGCCCUCCAGGGGAAAGGUUCGCUGGACGAUGAAAUGGCCCAGUGGAACAACAAAGUCAAGGAGAGCAGGGGCGCCCAAACAGUCAGGAUUAAGAACCAGGAGCCCAGACACAGCAUUCUCAAAACGACCGACGCUAAGUACGGAAGUGCGCCAUCCAAAAAGGAUGACACUCGACCCUCACUCAAGGACAAGGCACUGCACUUGUCAGAGCCGAUCAUCAUCGCCAGCGGAAUAGUGCCAGAGAGCUUAGAAUAUCUGACGUCAGAAUACCAAGCGGCAAUCAACGGUAAACUAAACGUGAACGCAAAGACAGGAACUAACACUAAUAAUGGUAACAAAGGGAACGCACUUAACCCAAUAUCCACCACCGGGAACAAGAACGGGAACAACAAAGUUGCCUUUAACAACGCCUUCGACAACAGUGGCGGCGGGAAUAACUACUACAACAUCAACAACGCCAACUACAAUAAUAGUAGCAAUGCGGUGCCAUAUGGCCAGACGGGAGUGGCGGGCUACAACUCCUACAACAACGCAAACAACAAAAUCGGGACGAUGAACGCAACGAACCUCAACCCGGCCUAUGCCAACGGCCUUAUCACGGCUCCCCUCGCCGCGCCCCAGCACAAGAGCGGCCAGGCGGAGGACGUCUUCGACCGCCUCCACAGCAACAAGAAGAACGAAAGGAAUCCUGUCAAUGCACCCGGGCCUGUCACGAACACGAAGGCGGAGGUCCCUCCUAAGGCCACGGCGGGUAAGGAGCCCCUGGACGCCAAGGCCACCAUGAAGGCUGCCGCUAAAACUGCAGCGACAGGGAACGCGGUGGUUGCAGCAGUCAACAAUAACAAAAACACCUCGGCCUCCGACGCAAAUCGCAAGAACCAGAAGAACGCAGCCGGAGGAGUGGUAGGAGGUGGAGUGGUAGGAGGUGGAGUGGGAGGAGGAGGAGGCGCAGCAGGAACAGGAGUAGGAGCAGGAGCAGGAGGAGACGUCUUCUCGAGACUGUACCAGGCCCCAAAGAAUCGAAGUGAUAAAGUCGCGGAUGACAAGGCACCUUCGGACGAUGCCAAGAAAGAUGGCACCAAGAACCCUGUUCGGGGCAACAACGUCAAGGGCAUCGCCAACGCCAAGAAAGGCCAGGGGGACUCCGUCAUCAACAUGCCCUUGUCAUCCGACAAGAAAGGGAAGGCUUCUAUUGGAUUGACCCCAGAUAUAGUAGUGGACGAUACUGGGGACCCAGCCCCUAUUCAUGGAGCCAAUAUGGGCCAAGGGGGCCAAUCUGGUGACCCCACCAAAAUACCCAUCGUCUUGCUCCAGGGAUUCUUCAGGGGGCCCGGGACGAAAUCGCCCCACCACCGAAGACCUUCUUUGGCUGUCAGUGAAAUGGCCCUUCCACCUGACCUGGUCGACGUGACUUCAAUGAUCAGAGGCGCUCUACCUGUCCUCCCGAGAUCUCUGGCCGCUCUCUGUCUCACGCUCAACAUCGUGGUGCCCGGCUUAGGCACAAUGCUGAGCGGGUGGCUUGGGAUCUGCUGGGGGCGUAAUCGCCUGGCAGCCGUCGAGACGGGCGGGACCCGUAUGACCUCUGUCGUCGUGACGGGCGUGACGGGUCUCGUCCAGCUCUUCACUGUGACGUUCUUCCUCGUCGGGUGGUUCUGGGGCGUGGCCUGGGGAAUCCUUCUCGUUUCUAUAUCGAACAAAUAUGCCAGCUUCUGUUCGGAACAUCGGAGCUCUAUAUCUGGGUCUGUCAAUCUGGAAAUGUUAACCGUCAACGCCAGCUGAAGUCAUCUUUCCAAAAUUUUAGAGUGGCCCUCUUCACUCCGGUCAGCUCACCGCCUCCACACUAUUUGGAUGUGAUGAUACUUCGGAGUUUUUUUUUUGGCAAAUUUCAUUCGUGGGGAUUCCAUGAACAUUUCAGUGGUAUCGUGAUUGGAAUUUCUAUAGUUUUCUACCAAAAGUCUAUGAAAAUUGAACAAUUCCAGAAAAUUUCUGAAAAUUGUGAAUACCAAUAUUUAGCACGUCCGCAACUUUUCGUAGACGCAAAUUGUGAAAUUUGAUCGUUUCCGGAAAGUUAUUGAAAAUUUUAGCGUUGUCGGGGUUUUCCCACACCUCAUAAAAAACAAACGUAAUCAAUUUUUAAACUUCAGCUCACCGUUUGAACAGUAUGGGUUAUUUUCCCUUAUUGCUUCAUGAUACUGAUUCUGUGAAAUUUCAACCCGAGUUCCUUUCCAACUCUGUUCUUCGUGAAAACGCAAAGGCUUCCUACAGAGUGGUGUUGAGAAUUUCAGUGCAUAGAGGCUCCGCAAUAGAAAGUAGAAUAUCAAAAAUUAGCUUAUACACGUUUUAGCUUUUUGGAAAAAUUCAAUGCUGACUCUUCGUCGAGAAGUAAGGUGUAACUCAGGAUAUAAAUUGUAUUUUCCGCUACACCUGAAUGAACGCUGAAACGGUACUGAUCAAAUAAUCUACGUUUACGCAGAUUGUCUCGAAUAAUAUAUAUAU
Messenger RNA from Macrobrachium nipponense, 5398 nucleotides. RefSeq names its product probable WRKY transcription factor protein 1. Gene Ontology annotation, biological process: proprioception; taxis; sensory perception of mechanical stimulus. The record is from RefSeq and is a predicted model, not a curated record. Gene Ontology annotation, cellular component: sensory dendrite. Lineage: Eukaryota; Metazoa; Arthropoda; Malacostraca; Decapoda; Palaemonidae. The transcript has 7 exons. Bases 515 to 4681 code for a protein of 1388 amino acids.